Messenger RNA from Saprolegnia diclina VS20, 2939 nucleotides. RefSeq lists its product as hypothetical. The transcript is spliced from 2 exons. The record is from RefSeq and is a predicted model, not a curated record. NCBI's taxonomy places the organism in Eukaryota, Oomycota, Saprolegniomycetes, Saprolegniales, Saprolegniaceae. The coding region runs from base 1 to 2874 and encodes 957 amino acids. Gene Ontology annotation, biological process: transmembrane transport.
AUGCCGACGAGUGAGACGCCAACCACCGUGCCAGGAUCGUCGACGCCGACGCCAUCAACCGUACCGGGACAGGCGACGAAAAUGCCGACAAGUGAGACGCCGACCACCAUGCCAGGCCCGAUGACGCCGACCACCAUGCCAGGUUCAUCGACGCCAACGCCAUCAACCGUGCCAGGCCAGUCGACGCCGUCGCCGACGAGUGAAUCGCCGACCACCAUGCCAGGAUUGUCGACGCUGACAUCAUCCAACGUGCCAGGCCAGUCGACGCCGACGCCAACGAGUGAGUCGCCGACCACCGUGCCAGGCCCGAUGACGCCGACGCCGACGAUUGAGACGCCGACCACGGCGCCAGGAUCGUCGACGCCAUCGCCAUCAACUGUGCCAGGCCAGUCGACGCCGUCGCCGACGAGUGAGACGCCGACCACCGUGCCAGGAUCGUCGACGCCGACUACAUCCAACGUGCCAGGCCAGUUGACGACGAAGCCGACGAAUGCGACGCCAACCACCGUGUCAGGUUCGUCGAUGCCAACGCCAUCAACCGUGCCAGGCCAGUCGACGCCGUCGCCGACGAGUGAGACGCCGACCACCGUGCCAAGCCAGUCGACGCCGUCGCCGACGAGUGAGACGCCGACCACCAUGCCAGGAGUGUCGACGCCGACACCAUCCAACGUGCCAGGCCAGUCGACGCCGACGCCAAAGAGUGAGUCGCCGACCACCGUGCCAGGCCCGAUGACGCCGACGCCGACGAGUGAGACGCCGACCACGGCGCCAGGAUCGUCGACGCCAUCGCCAUCAACCGUACCGGGCCAGUCGACGACAAAGCCGACGAGUGAGACACCGACCACCUCGACGCCGUCGCCGACGAGUGAAUCGCCGACCACCAUGCCAGGCCCGAUGACGCCGACGCCGACGAGUGAGACGCCGACCACCGUGCCAGGAUCGUCGACUCUGACCACCGUGCCAGGCCCGAUAACGCCGACACCGACGAGUGAAUUGCCGACUCGUUGGCCAACGACUGUACCCGACCCGUCGACAAUGGUACCAUCGUCGACACCAGAUACGUCUCAACCUCAACCGACGUCAGUUGGACCAUCAAAUUUGCCGACGACCGGUCCGAUCACAACUGCACCGUCGACGAAUGUUGUUCCAUGUGUGUCACCGCUGCCCGCACCGACAGCUUCGUCAUCACCAACAUCGAGCGCGGCGAGCCCAGUCCCCACCGAGAUUCCGCUGGUGGCCCCAAGUCCACCGCCAGCAACGAUGUCCCCAAUUCUCGAUAUACUGCUGACGGCGACGACGCUCGCUCCGUCGACGACCACGCCGUUGUCCGAUACGGUGGAUGAACUCUUGCUGCAAACAAGUCCUCCGUCAUCUGUACCUCCCGUUGUUACUGCUGCGCCGGCAGUCGUCGACCAGCUGUCCCAACUGAGUGAUCUUGGCACAACGGUGCCACCAGCGACGGCCGUCAACAGCACGGUGCCGCGCAAUGAUCACAGCAAUGAGUUCAGUCGCUCAAGAAUGGCCAAGGUGGACGCGCAGGCACUGGCAGCGCUCACGGCGGAGACAUCAAUCGGCAACAAUGACAUGCCGUGGCUGCGCCCACUAAUCUCGGCGGUUCUUGGCACGACUGUGCUAUUGCUCGGGUUUUUCCACUUUCAAGCGAUCCACCCCGAGUCCGUGGCGCCCGAUGCGUACGCUGAGGCGCUAUGGCAGCCGAACUCGUGGGAGCUUCCGCUUUUUCUGAGCGCACUCCAGCACGCGGCAGUCCUCGCGCUCACCAAGAACAACAACCGCCCGCAACUCGUCUACAUCCGGUUUCUCGACAACUUCAGCUGGAGUAUUUUCCUCGUACCGUCACUCUCAGCCACGCCCGCGUCGUCAACAGCGACAACCGUGUCCACAGCAGUCUUGAGUCGCCGCCUCACGUCGUAUGACCCCUCUGGCUUUGUGCAGUUUGCGCUGCGGUCCGGCGUUCGCGAGCAAGACUGGUUUGUGCGCUUCAUGGCCACAGUACUCUGCGUGAUUGCACUGCUGCUGCUGGUCGUCGUUGCAACGGGGGCGUGGGCGUACGUGGCAUCGCGCGCUGCCGUUGGAUACGACUCCGAGAGCGCGAGCGCCCACUCGCGCUAUGUGCAGCUGCGGACGCUCUCGCACCAGUGCCUCGGGCUUCUGGUUGUAAUCGGGUUCUUGGCCGUGAUGCCGCUCGUCUACAUCGCUGUCGUCGAGAUCCUUCAGGACGGUUCAACAUCGCUGUUGUCGUCAACGAACAGCCUCCUUGCCGUUGCGACGCUGCUGCUCUUGCUUUUCAGUACCGUCGUCCUCCUUCGAUGGCUUCACCGGCAGUCGCGCAUCGCCCUUGCCAAGUGGCGCGUUCGCAUCGUCUUUGGCGUUCUGUACGUCAAUAUGCAGUACGACCACCGCUGCUUCGUCGGUGCAGUUCUCAUUCUCGAAGCCAUCGUCGCCGGCAUCGUCGCGGCACUAACGCUCGACGGCGUCUCGCAACUGCUUGCGCUUAUCGUCGUCCACGGUCUCUUCAUCCUCCUCAUCUUGCACCGGCGUCCGUUCCCGAGCCGAGUGCAUUUGCACGCUACGCUCGGCGUCGAAGGUUUUCUACUGGUUCUCUACGGUCUUGGUGCCGCCUUGAACAUGCGCAUUACGAUCCAAACGCAGCUCGUCCUUUCCUACACUGCCGUGUCACUCAUCUCUCUGGCGGUUGUCGGCGUUUGGGUCCGGCAACUCGUGCUUCUUGCAAAGUACGCUGGAUGCAGUACCAACAAGGCAGCGCCAACGCGUGACGAUGCACUCCUCGACAUGGGCCAUCUGCCUUUAACGACGUCGCGCGGCCGGCGUCGACCACCGGCAGCAACACUCUAGAUGUGAAAAGCAAAGCCAUUUAUGUCUUACGACACGAAAUAGAUGCGUCCAGUAUCAUGUCAGAA